This is a messenger RNA of Stylophora pistillata, 2232 nucleotides long. Its product is annotated as NLR family CARD domain-containing protein 4-like. Lineage: Eukaryota; Metazoa; Cnidaria; Anthozoa; Scleractinia; Pocilloporidae. The record is from RefSeq and is a predicted model, not a curated record.
AUGAAUUUCUGCAAACGAAAAGAAAGCUGUUACACCCCAGCGAGGAAUGAAGGUUCCACCAGAGGCUCAGCAGGAGAUGAUAUCUGGUUACCUGCUGAAGACACUCUGGAGAAUAACCAAGGCUCCAUUGAGAGAGGAGAGGAUUUUGAGAUGUUACCUGCUGAAGACUCGUCUGCAAUGAAAUUAUUGGAAUGGUGCCAGAAUCAGUUGAGGGCGUUUUACAAAACCAUAUGUCAAGUGAAAAUAACACCAUGGGACCCAGACAACACGGAGAGCCAACUUGAAGGUACUGUUAUAGAAAUAAGUAUUCACAUGACUAUAGUGUACAUGUAUGGUGAGAUCGUUUAUUUUCUUCAUAAGUCUGUCCAGGAGUUUCUCGCCGCCAGGUUCGUUGUCGAAGAACUGACCGUGAAGAAGAAUGGAACUGUCACCUGCCUGUCAGGAAUGGAUACGUUUGAGAAAUCAAGGAAGAUGGCUGAAGUGCUAAAAUUCGCAUGUGAGUUGUCAUUAAAAGCUGCCGGGAUUCUUUUUGAUCAUCUACACGACGUUGGAGAGAAAGAAGGUCUCACAAGUUACCAGUUCACUAAGGCACCUUCUAAUUAUGAUUUGUCUUUAGAACAACAACGGUUUAUUAUACUCUGUGUCGAUUGUUUGUUUUUGUGUCCAGCCUCAGACAGAACAGCCGUGUAUUCUGCAUUUCUCUCAUGUGUUAACCAUGUUGUGAUACUUACGGGAAAAAACACGUCUACGGCUGCUGUAGAACACUUCUUCAAAUCUGUCAGCAGUUUCCCAAACUAUUUAUUUUUUUUACAGAGGCGGCUGAUUCAACAUCUUCCCGAUGAUGUUCUAUCAAUAAUGUUAGACUUGAACGCGGUCGUUUUAACGUCUUCUGGAGAAAGUAAAGAUGUACAAAAGUACGCGGAUUUACUCGUUGGGAACUCUUUCCUCAAAAAAUCCGGAGGGAGAAACUUUGUCGAUCUAAUUGACAUAACAGAUGAGGAUUUUCAUUCUGAAUUGCUUCCUGAACUGAUAUUAGCGCUGGUUUGCUCUUCUCAGCCACCUCUGAAUAAUUUAGUAAAUAACGAAAACAACAACAUUGAUGUGCCUUUGACUGAGAACCACUGUUUGUCACUGGUGCCAAAGAUUAAAUUUGAUAUUGAAACAGUUGAGGAUGCUGUUCUGUUGAAGAACGUGUUGCCUUUAGUAACAGCUCCUCGAAAAAUUAGAAUAAGGACUCUAUGGGAGGAGGAGGAGGAAGCAUUUGAUCAAUUGAUUGAGAGCGCGAUUAACGGAAUUAAUUUUACUGACAAUCUCCACAAGUUACAAUUUUUCGACAUCAAUACAGCAGCAAAGUGUAAAGCUUUUAUCUCUGACUCACUGCAGCAUUCUCCAAAUUUGCGUAAGCUCGACCUGUGCUUCAUCCCUUUACAUAGAGGUGUGAGUCAUUUGGCUGAGAAUCUUCAUCACGUGCCACAGUUGACGAAAUUAGUGUUGGGGAGUGUACAAAUGGGAGAAAAGGAAUGUGCGGCACUGGCUGCCUCAUUAAAGUACCUAAACAAGUUAGAAGAACUGGAUAUACGCGACAAUGCCCUGGGUCACGGGGUUAUUGAACUGGCCAAGAGCCUGAACAAUGUACCCAAUCUGACUGAGCUGGACCUGAGGAAUACAAAUAUGGGUGAAGAUGAAGCAUCAGCACUGGCCCAUGCACUAAAGUAUGUGCCACUGCUGAGAUAUCUCAAUCUAACAUACAAUCCACUUGGCCGCGGGGUCAGGGAUCUGGUCCAACAUCUCAGCAGUGUUCCUGAGCUGCCGAUUCUGUACCUGAAAGGUGUUCAGAUGACAAAGACAGAAUUUGAAGAGUUGUCUACAGCAGUAAAUGAGAGAAACGUUUAUUUAGACACCGAUUACCAUGCUGAGCUGAAAGAAACAGAAGUAAGGUUCAGAGAUGAGUCAGAUGGUGAUAAUGAUGAUGAUGAUGAUGAUGAGUCAACGCUCGGGAAAAAAGAGGAGGAGCUACUUGGGGCCAAAGAAAAAACGAUGGAAGAGGUGUCGGAAGAGAAGGAAAGUUUAGAAACCAAAGGCUCAAUGACUGAAGUGAAAAUUAGACAAGACGUUGAAGCAUCGAGCACCAUGGAAAUACCACAAGCCGAGUCCUCAACCCGGAUGAAGAGUCUGUUGUAUGCAGAAUCGGAAGAGUUAGUGUCUACUGACUGUGUUAGACCAUUUUUUUAA